AGCCGGGAGGCGGCGGGAGGGGCCCGGACGGCCGGGUUGAGCGGCGGCCGCAGCUGCAGCAGGACGGCCCGCCGGCGGCUCCGAGCCGCACGCCGGGAACCUCGCGGGGCGGGCGGGCGCGGCACCCCCUGCCUGGCCGCCUGCGCCCCGGGAGGCCGCCCGCGCGCGACGGGGCCAGCAGCAUGAGCAGCGGCUACAGCAGCCUGGAGGAGGACGCCGAGGACUUCUUCUUUACCGCCAGGACCUCCUUCUUCAGGAGAGCGCCCCAGGGCAAGCCCCGCUCUGGCCAGCAAGAUGUGGAGAAAGAGAAGGAAACCCACAAUUACCUCAGCAAAGAGGAAAUCAAAGAGAAAGUUCAUAAAUACAAUUCAGCAGUCACAGACAAGUUGAAGAUGACCUUGAAUUCAAACGGGAUUUACACUGGCUUCAUUAAAGUACAGAUGGAACUCUGCAAACCUCCCCAGACUUCUCCGAAGCCUGGAAAACUCGCUCCCGGUAGCAAUGGCUGUAUGAACACACUUCAUAUCAGCAGCACAAACACUGUCGGGGAAGUGAUCGAGGCCCUGCUCAAAAAGUUUCUCGUGACUGAGAGCCCUGCCAAGUUUGCACUUUAUAAGCGUUGUCACAGGGAAGACCAAGUCUACGCCUGCAAGCUCUCCGACCGGGAACAUCCACUCUACCUGCGUUUGGUAGCAGGGCCCAGAACAGACACGCUGAGUUUUGUUCUUCGUGAACAUGAAAUUGGAGAGUGGGAAGCUUUCAGCCUUCCAGAACUACAGAACUUCUUGCGCAUCUUGGACAAGGAAGAAGAUGAGCAGCUACAGAACCUGAAGAGGCGCUAUGCGGCCUACAGACACAAGCUGGAAGAAGCCCUCGGCGAGGUGUGGAAACCCGAUUAAAGGCGGGGCUCUCCGCCAGCGCGGCGCCGUGCAGGACCCGUGUACAAACAGCAGCAAGUGCCUCACCUCUCCCAGGGCUGCGUUCUUGCCCUGUGAUGCUAGGGUCUUGCCCUUUGAUGUCUAGAUGUAGUUCUCCAAACCUGGUCACGCAGCAUCCUGCACCUUAAGCAUCCCACGUAAGGGCGUCUGCAAGCUUGUUCUGUUACAGCACCGCAGUGUUACCUCUCGGCAAGCUGUGAACUGUAGUCUCUUCAGGAGCAUUCUAGAGUGCUUGGAAGCAUGAACUCGGGGGUUUUUUUUUUUUUUUUUUUUGUCCUUAAUUUUCUUUUGGUUAUUUUAAUUAUGUGAUGAUGAUGUUAAGCUUAAGGUUGUGCAAAUGAUUUUUUAAAAGCUUAACUAGGAAUCUCUCUGAAUACUUGUCCUAUUUUGAAACUACCUGUCUGUUUUUUUUUUUUUUUUUAUCUGUCAGAGGAAUCUAUCCAUGUGAAUUGAAAGGCACAGGAAUCUAGGAACUCUUAAGAAAUUUGUGAAGGAUUUUGUAGCAUUUUGACAAAGAAAGGAAAAGCAGGUUUGGAAGAAGGCAUGUGUUGUGGUGGAGCACUCAGGGCUGGGGAAGGUGGCUUGGCUAUAAGCUGAGGGUAGAGGAGAAAGGGAGAGGUAGUUGCUUAAAAAUGAAUUAAAAGCAUUCAGUGUUGAGAUGUUAAACCCAUUUUAGGAUUGCUUGAUUUCCUGGUAAAAUGUGGGAACAGAGCCAAAGAGGCAGGAGCUGAACCAAAAGGAGGGACCCGUGAACUCUGCAGUUGACCAGAGAUUCAAGCAGGUAGAUCUUCAAAAUCUAGGUGCAGGUGAGCCUUGCGCUGCUCAGUCUGUCCCCUGAUUCUGCCCUCUUGGAGUGGAGGUCGAAUUGGUGUAGCUUCUCUGCAUAGGCAGGGUAAUGGCCAUGUGCUAAUAACCCCUAGCAAGUUACAUACAGUAUAUAGUUUUUCCCCUAGAGGUUGUUUUCAAAGUUGAAAAGCAAUUUGGGUAGAAGCAGCUAUUUAUCCCUUGAUUGUUAGCUAGGAGAUUUGUUAUCAAGUAAAGGGCUCACAGCAAAUUUUUGGACAAUCACUCCCUUUCCUUUUAUUCCUCUUUUUCUUCUCGUUAUCUUCCCUUUUUUCUUUCAGUUUCCUCCCUCCUUCCUUUCCCUUCCUUCCUUCUUUCCUUCCUUCCUCCAUCUCACUGCUUUUCUUUCUCCCUUUCUCUUACACAUUGGAGGCUGCUCUUACCUAAUAUAGAAAAAGGAUGUUGAAUAAAGACCCAAACCUACCAGAUCUUCAGUUCUGAGGGUCGGCUUGACUGUGAGUAGGAGGGGCCCAAGAAAGGGAGGAAUGUCUAUACCUGGCUGACCACACAACAGGGGUUCAUUAUGGAAAUAUUUUAACAAAAGUACAUGUUCCUGCCAUCCAAAGAAAUGCAUGUGCAAUAGAAGCCUUCCUUAAAAUAGGCUAAAUACCCUUGUUUUGUGCAGCCAUUUAUCUGAGAACAGAGGGAAAGGCGCGCUGUGGUUCCAGAGGAGCCUUACAUUCUAUUUUUAGUCUAGGUAUUUUUUUGUUUACAAAUUCCCAAGGAAUUGUUAACACUUUGGUGACACCUAAUGGAUUCUUUUUGAAAUUCCAAGGUGCUUCAGUUCUUUGCCUCUUAAGUGAACUGUGCCUUUUAUUGCAUUUCUGUUCCUCUCUUGGUGGUUCUUCUGACUUUUCAGAGAAUACCCAUCUUGUUGGAGGCAGAUUGAAGUGUCGGUUAUGCUGUGCCACACAAUUGACUGAGACAAUCAUAUCUUCAUAAGCUUUUGAGGAACGUUGGGGGAAAAAAAGUAGAACUAGCUUAUAAAAUAUGUAUGGCACAUCUUGUUUAAUUUUGCAUGUAACUUCUUUUUAGUGCAUUGAUGAGGUUUUAGUGACAUUGUUAUCCAACACUUUACCUUUAUUGUUCAGGGAAUGCCUUUGUGAUUUUUUUAUACCGGUUUUACCAUUCAGACUGUGGCUUGGGUUUGAGUAUACUGUUAUCAACCACCUGGUCUUUUAAUUACUCAUUCCAGUAAACUUAUAUUUUGUGAAGCAUUUGUUUCUCAGAUUAAGACACUGUUAGAACCUAAAGUAGUAGCUGAUGGGUAUCUGUGAAUUUUUUUUUUUUUUUUUUUUUACUUGAAGUAGAUUGUCUAAAAUAGGCAUCCUCAUCUGUAUUUAUCCAGAACCUUGCUCACUGGCAUGUGCACUACAGGUUGCAAUUUGGAAAACUUACUGUAUUGAAAUUCUGUCAGUUCAUGGUUCUUGAAGACUGAUAUUUUCUAAACACUGGUUACUGCAGUAGCAUUUUUAAUGUGUAAAAGAAAAAAGGCCACUAAGUCCAAAUAUUUUUAAAAAUCAUCAUACAAAUCCUUAUUAAACUGUCUAAGCUUUGCCGUAAUACUGUUUUCUCUUCAGUAUAUGUGAUGGUACAGGAAAGGUGUUAAAUGGAGCGGUGGUCUUACAGGGGAGCAUUUUAAAUUGCAGAAAUAAGGAAGUUAUAAUAUUUAUAAUUUUGAUGAGUUGAAGUUUAUUUUUAUAGGGAAGAUUUUUCUCCCCUGAAUUGUUUCUGGAAUGACAAAAUUAUUUCCAUUAUUAAAAAUUAAAGUUGUUAGCUGA
Lemur catta (Ring-tailed lemur) is the source of this 3562-nucleotide messenger RNA. It is a transcript of the gene RASSF3, whose product is annotated as Ras association domain family member 3. The transcript is spliced from 5 exons. NCBI's taxonomy places the organism in Eukaryota, Metazoa, Chordata, Mammalia, Primates, Lemuridae. Gene Ontology annotation, cellular component: cytoplasm. Gene Ontology annotation, biological process: signal transduction. The record is from RefSeq and is a predicted model, not a curated record. Bases 183 to 899 code for a protein of 238 amino acids.